CGACGACAGCAAGGAAGGCGAGAAGACGGAAGAAAAAGUGAAAAAUCGAAACCCACAAACUGCUUCGAGAGGUCUUAAGAAGCUCGAGUGCAAUCUUUUUUAUCGGUGUACCGAUUUGCUAAUCCCGAUGUACUGCUAGGUAUUUGCGAAUACCGAAAAUAGUUAUGAAGGCAGCAAUUUUAGUAGCCGUCUCGACGGCGCUAGUUCUAAUGUUUACGGAUUACUCCGAAGGUCGUAGGCAUCAUUUGGAAGUGCGGGAUGACGUCCGCCGUUACAUUCCGUUGAGCACGUUCGGAUUCUACUCCGGAGGAGUGCUUGAUGUUAAAGUUUCUGGGUUUCGUGUAAUGCCGGAUUCUGAGGAUAAUCUCUUUGGUCUCUCCUUGGAUAGAACACUGUCGGAUGCAAUGAAUCCGUACUUGGACACCCAUCAGGAGAAUUGCAUUCUGCGAGAACCAAUCAGUUCGUUGCGCAGCGGACCGAUCGUUUUCUUCACCAUGGAUCUUAAGCGAGAAGUUGUCCAUCUGAACUGCUCAAGUGAAUGGCAAAAUGUUCACAUUUACAAGGAUCGUAAGCAAAUUCCAGCGCUUCGUUCGAAGCGCCAAUCUUUUGCGAAGGUUAGCGACUCAAAGUCCAUGUACAUGCAGCGUCGCAAACGAGAAGUUAUUGAUCCAGCAUCCUCUCCACAAACGUCGGUGUGUCACAAUUUUAAUCUGACCCUGAAUUGUGAGAAACAGGAACCGUUCAAGUUCUGCUGGUUUAAUUUUGUUGUGUACGUGGCUAGCAAAGCUGAGGAAGGCCUGUACAAUCUGUACUUCCACAGCUGUCCGAAUUAUGAUCUGAACAACCUGUACGAUUUGCAGUUCGAUGUAACGAUCGAGGAGAAUAAUAGUGGAAACUUUUUGUCGGCCGGAGAAAUGCCGUUACCGGCAUUGUACUUCAUGAUGUCACUUCUGUUCUUCCUGUCGGGCCUGUUUUGGGUGUUUAUUCUGAAAAAGAGCAAACAUCCAGUGUUUAAGAUUCACUACCUGAUGGCAGUGUUGGUGUUUUUGAAGUCGCUUUCCCUUAUGUUCCAUGCGGUUAAUUAUCACUUCAUUGAGACGCAAGGAGAGCACGUGGAAGCGUGGGCGAUUCUUUAUUACGUUACUCAUCUAUUAAAAGGCGCCGUUUUGUUCAUUACAAUCGUUCUGAUCGGCACCGGGUGGACUUUCAUCAAGCACAUUCUGGCGGACAAGGAUAAGAAGUUGUUUAUGAUAGUGAUUCCACUGCAGGUGCUUGCCAAUGUGGCGGAGAUUAUCAUUGCCGAAAGCGAAGAAGGCGACAAGGAGCACAGCACCUGGCGGGACAUCUUUAUUCUGGUGGAUUUGCUGUGCUGCGGGGCGAUUCUCUUCCCGGUGGUGUGGUCCAUUCGGCAUCUGCAGGAAGCGGCGGGAACCGACGGAAAGGCGGCUAUCAACUUGAGAAAGCUGAAGCUCUUCCGACAGUUCUAUAUUAUGAUUGUGUGCUACAUCUACUUUACCCGGAUUAUCGUGUAUUUGCUGAAGAUCACCGUUGCAUUCCAGUACGCCUGGCUGGAUGAGAUGUUCAAGGAGAUGGCAACGUAUGUAUUCUUCGUUCUAACCGGAUACAAAUUCCGUCCGGUGUCGCAAAAUCCAUACUUUUCGGUGCACGAUAACGACGACGAUGACGACGAUGAGGUGGAAGUCCUCACCCAAACGGGCUUGACGGAGGGCAUCAGCAAGGUGACUAACCGCUCGCAACCGCCCGCCACGAUGGUACACGAAUCGAACGAGGAUGAGCGGGAAAACUUGAUUAGCAAGCGCGAGUCAUCCCACGAGUAUGAUUAGACUAUAUAACAGCUUAUUUUAUGACUAACUGCUGAUUCAAACUGUAGCUAUGUACUACGAUGUAGCUGAUAGGAACUUUAUCGUACAUUUUAAGGUGCAGCAAAAGCAACGCUCGCCCCAAACGACUGCAAUGAUUUGAGAAACUUCUCUGUGAAUGAACAUUCUUAGAGCGAACUGUGUUGUACUAUUGCUAUUUAGCUUUAAGGUGUUUGCGUCAUGAGAAAAACAGGUCAUCACUGGAAAUGACGGGUGAUUUCCUUUAGAAAUCAAGAGCAGAUUAUUAUCAGCCGUGUCUUUACAUUAUUUUGUUGAGCGUUUACUGAUUCAGUUCACGAAAAUGGCUUAGAAUAAAAUAGACACUUUUGAUAUGUAUUUGCACUCCCAGCAUUUCCAACCAGCAAUGAAUGCUUCUUCGUCUGUGAUCAUAUCAGUUGGUAAAUGUUGUAGCAUAACUUGCAUUUUGCAUUUUUUAUUUUGUUUCUAAUUUUCCACAAAAUAUUUGGAUCGUAUUCAACGCUGACUGCCGUCGUUCUAUGUUUUGUUCUUUGUUUUAAACUAACAACCUGCGAAUCGCAGAUUCACAUUCUAGCGAUUCCAUGCUACAAAGCGCUUAGUUUGUCAUGGUUAAAUUACCAAACUCAAUCAAUUUUCAAGAGGCAUUCUCUUCCUUAUUCACGUAUAUUCACAGUAAAUAAUGAACCAAUUCGAUUAGAUAUAUAGUCCGCGACCAAGCAGUACCAGCAUAAUUGAGAUAGAAUUUUUCGAUAAUAUAUACCUACCAAUAUUUCCCCGUGUAGCCCAAGCAAGCAAGUAAACAAACUCAACCAAUACCUACAUAGAUUUUAGAUUUAGUAUUAAACUAAGAGUGUAGAAAAAAACGAAAUUAACAAAAAAUCGAGUAUCUUUUCUCCAUGAUUAUCUACCGCUAAAUAGCGCGCAGCUCUCCGUGUCAAAAAGAAAAAAAAUCAGGCCAUUUUCGACUACGUGAGUUGAUUGAUCACCGAUCGUAUUUAGUGGGUGUAUAAAGUUUAUUGCAUUUCA
This is a messenger RNA of Sabethes cyaneus, 2885 nucleotides long. Its product is annotated as protein GPR107. Gene Ontology annotation, cellular component: Golgi apparatus; membrane. The transcript has 9 exons. The record is from RefSeq and is a predicted model, not a curated record. Bases 165 to 1844 code for a protein of 559 amino acids. NCBI's taxonomy places the organism in Eukaryota, Metazoa, Arthropoda, Insecta, Diptera, Culicidae. Gene Ontology annotation, biological process: transport.